Molecule: messenger RNA, 2172 nt
Organism: Gasterosteus aculeatus aculeatus (three-spined stickleback)
Lineage: Eukaryota; Metazoa; Chordata; Actinopteri; Perciformes; Gasterosteidae
Gene: hbegfa
Product: heparin-binding EGF-like growth factor a
Biological process (GO): epidermal growth factor receptor signaling pathway; positive regulation of cell population proliferation
Molecular function (GO): epidermal growth factor receptor binding; growth factor activity
Source: RefSeq, a predicted model, not a curated record
CCGUGCGCUCCUUCACUGCGCUCCUCCGACGCGCCGACAUCCACGACUCCAACACGCGGAACUAACUCACACAAGCGCACAGAGAAAGCGAGAGAGAGAGAAAGAAAGAAAAGAAACAAGGGGAAGGAAUACAACUUCAUCGUAUUUUUUUUUAUUUUCCCCGCACAAAGGAGAAAUCCCUGGACGUUUGGUCAUGAUGAGGAUUUUCGGUGUCGUGCUCCUGCUCGUCCACGCCUCGGUGGUGUCCCGACAGGCCAGCGGUGCCGCAGUUGACAGAUAUGAAAGCGACAGGCAGCGGCACACAGCUGUGAUCAACUUGGACACCACCAAAAACAGGAGGGUGGAGGAGGAGAGUAUGGCCGCGACAACAGCGCAGUAUGGUCAUGAGGGCGUGGAGGAGGAUUAUUAUGAAGACGAGUAUGAAGAUGCCCUGUCUGGAGACUACGCCGACUUUCCACGAAUUGCCAUGGUGAGCAAACCCAAAGACAUGUCUACCAUCCUGGUGACAGAAAGCCCGGAAGUUCAGAGGACGAGAAGAAUGGGAAGGAAGAGGGGGAAGGGAAAGGGACGGAAGAGGAAUCCUUGCCUGAAGAAGUAUAAAGAUUUCUGCAUUCACGGCACCUGCCAAUACAAGCGGCACAUCCGUAGCGCGGUCUGUGUGUGCCACACAGGCUAUUCUGGAGGAAGAUGUGAGUUCAUCAUGUUGCCCGUGGAGAAGCGCCCGGAGGGCUACAACCGGACCACGGCCCUGGCCGUGGUCGCCGUGGUGCUUUCGUCCAUCUGCCUCACCAUCAUAGUCCUUUUGUUGUUGCUCAGGUUUCACAAGCGGGGAGCGUAUGAUGUGGAGAGCGAAGAGAAGGUGAAACUGGGGCUCGCGUCCAACCACUGAGGAGACCGAGAGAGGCAAAAAUGUGGAAAUUCUACCUCAAAAUAGAAAAAGAGAAGUGAACUGUUAUGGGAAGGUCCUGGAGGUGAAACAAAAAAAAAGGAUCGCACGGGAAGGAGGGAACCAGACUUGCUGUCUGCCUCAACCCCCUUUGCUAGACUUAGUUCAGUUGAAAAGGUUGAACAUAUUCCUGAAGGCCUCAGAAGAAGUCGGGCCACCUGAAACUGGAAUACUACCGGCCCAGAGGGCGGACUUGAGAUGUGAUGAGCCGUAGAUUUUGAGCACGAAAAAACUAGAAGAAGGAGAAGAAGAGAAAAUGACAUGACUGCGUGCUGCUUCCUGACUGAGGGAAAAGAGGUCGUUUUGGACUGAACUGAACUAGAUUUUUAACCGAAGCAUUUUGUAUUUUCCUGCACAAGUCCAUCUUUGUUCUUUUUUUUGUACAGUAAACAAUAUAUUUAUAAUUUUAAUUUAUUUAUUUAUGCUAACUGUAUUUAUAGAGAUUUUAACCACCUUCGAUCGUUUUUAAAAUAUUGAUGUUACAGUUGUUUUUAUAUUUCUUAUUAGGCGAUAUUUAUUUAUGGAGCAGAAAAGAAAAGAAUGCUGAAGUUCAUUGAGAUAUUCAGUAUUUCAUAAAGAGGGAUUUGAUUCAUACACUAUAUGAUUUCUGGCUUUAAAUGUGGCACUCAAUAGAGGAUCAAUAGCACUGUGAUUAAUAGAUUGAUUGUUGAAUAGACAUGAUCGUUUUUUUUUAAAUGAUUCAGGCUAGUUUCACUGAGGGCAACGCCUUGCUCACACUCACACCUGGAAGCUGCCCAGUGCAACCAGUUGUGUCGGUUAGCCACUAGGCAGGUUAGGGCCUUGCUCAAAGGCACUUUGACGUUCGUAAUGGGGUAGAAGCUGCUCUCACACCCAAUGUUGUCCUGCCAGUUUGGGGUCUUCUGCCGCAGUAUUUUAAGAUCAGGUCGACGCCUGUCAUUACGAUACACUGCACCUGCUGUGUGUUGAUCAAACGCAAAAUAAAAACUGCCCACGGCGACUCUAUUCUUAAAAAGCGUUCAAAAGCGAGUCGAAAUAUCAAAUGCACUGUAGCCAGAAUUUGGUAUGAAUAUGGCGUCAUGUUGUCUUAGUGGAGUAAAUCCUUCAUAUCUGUGUUAAGCAAAAAAUAAAACAAAAUGUGAAUUACAGUGUUCCACCCCUUUCAAAUCUUGUCCUGCAGUUUUGAAGUGAUUUUUAUUCAUGCGAUUUUUUUUUUUUUCAGAGCAAAAUAAAAAAGUCAAAACCGA